Messenger RNA from Xenopus laevis (African clawed frog), 3097 nucleotides. RefSeq names its product solute carrier family 32 member 1 S homeolog (gene slc32a1.S). Gene Ontology annotation, cellular component: vacuolar membrane; cytoplasmic vesicle membrane; membrane. Gene Ontology annotation, biological process: amino acid transmembrane transport; L-alpha-amino acid transmembrane transport; proton transmembrane transport. The record is from RefSeq and is a predicted model, not a curated record. Gene Ontology annotation, molecular function: L-amino acid transmembrane transporter activity. NCBI's taxonomy places the organism in Eukaryota, Metazoa, Chordata, Amphibia, Anura, Pipidae. The transcript has 3 exons. The coding region runs from base 591 to 2147 and encodes 518 amino acids.
UUAAGAGAAUGCAGAUAAAUAGCUUUGGGUUUCCUUCUAAAUUGAAAGCGCUGGUCCUUUAGGAAAUAAGAAAUAGUCUUUAUUUAAUUUAGAGGCGGAAAGCCAAUACAAGAUGAAUGUGGGUUGGCAGAAAUAGCAAAGGGGUGGCAUGAUUGGGCACAGUGUGGCAGGGAAAGAGAGAGUAAGGUCCUCCAGAUGUGGCGGAAUUAGAACUCUCAGCAUUCUACAGACAGCUGAAGUAGCAUUGCUAAGGGAGGGAUUGUCCCUUGAAGGUUGGCCAGUCUGGAGAAGGUGUAACAAGGAUCCUCUGCAUUGGACCGUCGUGCCACUGAGGGAAGGGCAUAGUCAAUAGGAGACAAGGACAAUACCAUUUCCCCACGACUCUGUAUUCAAGAAAAGAACAUAGAAGUGGAUAUCAUGGAAAUGGCCAGUAGAUCCUAAUUACCUCUGCAGAAGGUGUCAUGCUCAGGGAGGCUCAAGGGUGGAAAAGAGCCAGUCUGAGCGAGUGGAGGUAACAGUUUUCACCAACAUACCAAGACGGAUUCCGUGCAUUGUAUUUGUAUUGAAGCAGGAUCUUGAGACAAGCCACCAUGGCUACCCUGAUUAGGAGCAAACUAUCUAAUGUAGCCACCUCGGUUUCUAACAAGUCCCAGGCCAAGGUUAGUGGGAUGUUUGCGAGGAUGGGAUUCCAGGCUGCCACUGAUGAAGAAGCGCUUGGCUUUGCUCAUUGUGAUGACCUGGACACGGAGCACAGGCAGGGGCUUCAGAUGGACAUCCUGAAGACAGAAGUCCCAACUGGAGAUGCCCCACCCGAGGGUGACAUCCACUACCAAAGAGAUGGCACAGGACUCCCUCCUUCCGCCUCUAAAGAUGAAGGAUUGUGCUCUGAGCUUUCUUCCUCUGAGAAACCCCAAAUCACAGCCUGGGAAGCCGGUUGGAAUGUCACCAACGCCAUCCAGGGUAUGUUCGUUUUGGGUUUACCAUAUGCAAUUCUUCAUGGUGGAUAUCUGGGACUGUUUCUCAUUAUAUUUGCAGCUGUUGUUUGUUGCUACACUGGGAAGAUUCUUAUUGCUUGCCUCUACGAAGAGAACGAAGAUGGUGAAACAGUGAGAGUGAGAGACUCCUAUGUGGACAUUGCCAAUGCUUGCUGUGCUCCAAGGUUCCCUAAGCUCGGGGGAAGAGUUGUUAAUGUGGCCCAGAUUAUUGAACUGGUGAUGACCUGCAUUCUCUAUGUAGUGGUUAGUGGCAACUUAAUGUACAACAGCUUUCCAAACCUGCCCAUAUCCCAGAAGUCUUGGUCCAUCAUGGCCACUGCUGUGCUCCUGCCUUGUGCAUUUCUCAAGAACCUUAAAGCUGUGUCGAAGUUCAGCUUGCUCUGCACCGUAGCGCAUUUUGUCAUUAACAUCCUGGUGAUUGCCUACUGUCUGUCCAGAGCAAGAGACUGGGCUUGGGACAAAGUGAAGUUCUACAUUGAUGUUAAGAAGUUCCCAAUCUCAAUUGGCAUCAUUGUCUUCAGCUAUACCUCUCAGAUCUUCCUGCCGUCUCUGGAAGGGAACAUGCAGAGCCCAAGGGAAUUCCACUGUAUGAUGAACUGGACUCAUAUUGCAGCCUGUAUCCUCAAGGGACUCUUUGCCCUUGUGGCUUACCUAACCUGGGCAGAUGAAACCAAGGAAGUCAUUACAGACAACUUACCAUCAACCAUCAGGGCAGUGGUCAACUUAUUUCUCGUAUCCAAAGCCCUGUUGUCCUAUCCACUGCCUUUCUUUGCAGCUGUUGAGGUCUUGGAGAAGUCACUCUUUCAAGAAGGCGCAAGGGCCUUCUUUCCAAACUGCUAUGGGGGUGAUGGUAGACUGAAAUCUUGGGGUCUUACCCUUAGAUGUGCCCUAGUAGUUUUCACUCUACUUAUGGCCAUUUAUGUGCCCCAUUUCGCCCUGUUAAUGGGUCUCACUGGCAGCCUCACGGGAGCUGGUCUUUGCUUCCUCCUUCCAAGUCUCUUCCACCUCAAGUUGAUGUGGAGACAGCUACUGUGGCACCAAGUCUUCUUUGAUGUCUCCAUCUUCGUCAUUGGUUCCAUCUGUAGCGUUUCUGGCUUUGUGCACUCUCUAGAGGGGCUAAUAGAAGCCUAUGCUUAUAAUAUAGAAGAUUAAUUCUUAGAUGGGUAGGCGGCCCUCUACAUUGCAAACAAUUAUGCAUCAGUUUCUACUGACAUUCUCAUUUUACUUAUUCACAAAUAAAACCCCUCAGCUGACGGGGUGGCCGAUACCACAAAUCUUUGCAAUGUGUUUUCAGCCAGUCUUGCAGUGUAGGGAAUCAUGAGCUUCAUUUUUCGUUUAACUUAUUGAAAUGACAGCUGACAUAAAGAUCUAACAGUAUAUGAAUUGAAGGGAGAUAAUUUAUUUUUGUUAUAUUUAUUUAAUGAUGGAUAAAUUAUAGUGGAAAUAAAAAUAUAUAGGAGAACAGCUUUACUGAUUGCAAGGGAAAUUGGGAGGUUCUCUCAAAGGAAAGCUGGUUUGCAUGUUUUUUUUUAACUCAUCGGACAUUCUUUAAACCAGCGCAUCGAGCAAACCACAAGGAUAUACAAGUACCACAAGCUAAAGGGAGCUUUUUUGUGUCCUUUUUCGUCUAUCUCAAGCUCUUCUAAAAAGAUUAGUCAAGAAAGAGGCUGAGAUAAAUGCUUAUAUCUGGUGUGUGGCUCUCAAUAGCCGUCUCUAGAAAGGGAAGAUGUUUUGUCCUAACAAAAAUCAGACAGUAUGUCUCUACCUUUAGACAUGGUUUACAUGACUUCAACUAUUUGGGGGUGUUCACAUAGGUGGUUGCCUAAGUUUCAGCCAAAAUGUCCAGUGUGAGCGAUGCCUAAAAUUGCAGUGGUUACUUUUAUGGAACCAUCCUAUGAACAUAGGAAGAGGAACAAGCGCACACCAGGGAUUUGCACAGGGCUGGAAAGUCAUUGUGUGCAGUUUUCUUUUCCAAAGUGCAAGGUGUAAUACCCGUGAGUGUGUGUGUGUGCGUGAUGUAACUGUGCUCACAGACAAAUGUAUAUCCUAAAACUUUAUUGUGGUACCUUACUAUACAACAAUAAACAGAGAGAUUCUUGUGA